Messenger RNA from Glossina fuscipes, 1056 nucleotides. Its product is annotated as serine protease snake-like. Gene Ontology annotation, molecular function: serine-type endopeptidase activity. The record is from RefSeq and is a predicted model, not a curated record. Gene Ontology annotation, biological process: proteolysis. The transcript has 4 exons. NCBI's taxonomy places the organism in Eukaryota, Metazoa, Arthropoda, Insecta, Diptera, Glossinidae. Bases 25 to 1056 code for a protein of 343 amino acids.
AAAACAAAAAAUUAAUAAUUUUCAAUGAUCGGGUGGGCAAUGAAAUUAAUCUUUUGUCCAUGCCUGCUGUGGGUAAUAGCUGUUGCGAUCGUGGUACGUGCCAAUGAAUGUGCUCUUAACAGUGAAUGCAUACCCAUAGCCGAUUGUCCCUUCAUCCGAGACAAUUUCAAUUUAAUCAAAAGGAAACCCUAUUGCAAUUUGAAAGGUCAUGGUGCAAAUGUAUGCUGCAGGAAAUCAUCGCAAAAUUAUACGCAACCGAAAUAUGAUGGUUUACCUGUUGCAAGAGAGUGCAAGUCGUACGACAGUCUACCAAGUCUAGAGAAACCACUUCGAGAAGGAUGUCAUUACGAAUCUAAUAUAGUUGGUCGCGUAAGGGCAGAACCUAAAGAGUUUCCUUUCGUGGCGAUGAUAUACCGUAAAGUUGGACGCAAGUAUAUUAAAUUUUGUGUUGGCACUUUGAUAAGCAAAAUGUAUGUGUUAACAUCCGCUGACUGUUUUGUCUACGGCGAAAAUCCGAACUUGGUGCGUUUAGGUGAAUUGGAUUAUGGCACUGGUACCGAUGAUGCUUUGACGCAAGAUAUUGAAAUCAAAAAUAUUAUACCUCAUCAUCGAUAUUCCGCUACUGAACUACUUGUCUACCAUGAUAUUGCUUUGAUUGAAUUGGCAAAAGAAGCCAUCUUUAACGAUUACGUACGUCCUGCCUGUCUAUCUCUAGCAGAUGAUAAUGAUUUUCAACAAUUUGUGUCUGUUGACUGGCCAUUUUCAUCCCAUUUACAUAAAAUGAACUUGAAUCGUCUCGAUUAUGACAAAUGUUUUGAAAUAUUCUGGCGUGAUCGUCACGAAGAAGGUCUUAACAAUCGUACAAAAAUGUGCGUGAUCGGUGCUUGUGACGUUCAUGACGGUAGUCCACUUUUUGUUAGGCAUCCCGAGUUUCCUUGUCAAUUCAUCUUAGUGGGCAUUAAGUCGUUCGGUUACACAGAUUGUGGCAAUAAGCCUACUGUUUACACCAGAGUCAAAUUAUAUAUCGAUUGGAUACAACGUAUCGUUUGGAAUUGA